UUAACGGUGCAUGUACGGCGCAGACCAAUGGCGCCACGGUAGUGAAAGCGUAGUGACACGAAAGUGUUGGAAUAGAGAAUAUAUUAUAAAUUAAUGACAUAUUAGAGUGGCGAACGAAUGUAGGCAGAACAAGAAACGAGAACAAAGAAAAAAGUGAAAAAUAUAAACAAAAAAAUAACCGUGAUAUUUAUUUGAGAAGAAAUAAACACGAAUUAUUUCCACUUCUACAUUCACACAUUAAUGCCGCGCUGCUCACGUGUAUGUUUGCGUAAUUAAAAAUUUAUGUUUCUGCGCCUUUAAAUAUGCUAUAAACACACACAUAUUUGUUUUGGCAGUUGCUGGCUUUAAGGCGUGCUUUGCUUGUGUUGGUGCAUGUAGUUGUUUCGAAACAAUUUUUUGCCGCUGUGUGCUCCAGAGCAACGGUGUCCCAUUGCAGCAGACACCGUGGUACGUCAUUGCGGCGUGCCGUUAUCAUUUGCUGCCGCAGCACGCUUCCCACGGGUGACGUUUGCAUUUUUAUUUUUAAAUCUUUCGUUUUACCUUUGUUUGCGAAAGUGCUACAGCUGGCACGGUUGCGUAAAUGCACGCUCGCCUGCAUGACAAUGCGAAUUUUUCAACAGCAAAUGUGCUCGACGCAUUCUCGAAUAGAAUGCAAAGCCACGCCAACCCACAAAAGGACAAGUCAAAACAAAUAAAGCAAGCGAAACAAAGGAGAAACACGCCGCGAAAUUGAACUAAAUUAAAUAUUUUCUGCAAGCUUUGAUGCAAGAAGAACCGAAAAAGCGAAAAUAAAAAAUAAAAGCCAAUUCAAAAAGAAAAGCUAAUCGAUAUAUGAAAAAACCGCAAUUUGAAUGAGCAACAAAAGAUGUAAGAGAAAACAUACAGCAAAUACAAUAACGAGUGAAAAUCAGGUGCAACCAAAGCAUAAUAAGCACGCAUUGAAGAGAACAACACAGCAUAAUCGAAAAAAUAAUUUGAAAUGCUAAAAAAAAGCUAGAAAAAUUGGUUGCGCGCAAAAUUUAGAAACGUGCCAGCGAAAAUUUCAUCAGAAUUUGACAACAACAACCAAAUCAGCGUACGCAGAAUGAAGUAAAAUUUCACUAAGGCACGCGCACAACAAAAAAAUUACAAAAAACCAGAACUAAACAGCAGCAAUUUCGCUGCGAACGAAAAGUGAAAGCAAAACACGCAAAAUCAACCAACACACAAUACAAAUAACAGGCGAAAAAAUCGCAAACUCAAUGAACGAGAAAUUAUCACUGCCAACAGCCACACCCAUUGAACAGCUGCAACAACAACUGCAACAGCAUACCAGCACUUGUGCGACCAUUGACCAGACGGAUUAUCGCUACGAAUCAACGCUGCCAGCAGCAGCAGCAGCAUUGGUAACGACAACAACAAAUAACCCAACAACAUACCAACACGACAGCAGCAGCAACAAUAAUGCCACAACGAGUGGCAUUGACAUGGGCUGCGUGGAAAAUGGCGCUGGUGGCGGCGGUGGUGGAGUCGCGGCAGCCGUUGUUGCUGGCAGCGAAUUGUAUCGCUACGCAUCGGUAGCAAGUUUAGGCGGCGCUUCGACUAUGCUCGCCGUCGAUGCUUAUAUGGCUGGGUCGGGUGUGGGUGUGUCCGCCCAGGCCGCGCCACUUGCAGCGUCGGCCGCGACAAUUCUCAAAAUUAGCCACACUGGCAGCGUGAGCGGUGGCGGCAGCAAAGGUAGCACCGUGAACAGUCCGCACAAGCAGCAGUCGGGUGCACCGCAGCGCGACAACGUUUGCGGUUGCUUCGGCGGUGGUCGCGACGGUGGCGGUGCGCGUGGUGAGGAUGCUGGUGGCGAUAAGCAGCAAUUGCCCGCGUUGACUUUUUGGCCCGCAUUGUUUGCCAAUUUGGGUAUUUGCACGCUGCUGCUCGGCUAUCUAUUCAUUGGCUCAUUUCUAUUCCUCACCAUAGAAACUUCCGGCGAUGGUGGCAGCGCAGCAGGCGUUGUCAGUGAUCCAAAUGCCUGGUCACACGCGCAAAAUGCAGACAUAUCGACAACAAAGCAACAACAACAACAACAUAACCAGCAUACACCGCAAGCCAGUUUCACUGGAGCACAGUCAAAGUUAUACAAAUCCAGUGAACCGUUAUUUGAUGUGGCAACCCCAACAGGCGGAGCGCGCUUGCAAGGAACUGAUACUGCUGCUGCUGAUAGCGGCCAACCACACGAAAGCAGCAUGACGAGCAUGAGCAGUGGCAAGUUUCACGUGAACACGCCGAAUGCAAUGUGGCAUGCAACAGCGGCAGCGAUGGUGGCGAACGGCACGGGGGCUACCGCAGCAGCAGACGCUGCACACUUUGAUGUGAUUGCAAGAGCGGAAACGGAAACAUAUGCUGACAGCAGGCACGCUACCAACAAGUUGCGGCCAGCGCCUAACAGCAUGUUGCUACAACAACCGAAUGAUAUGACAGCAGCUAAAGCUACAUAUGCAACGCUGUCUCAAGCCAUGGCUGUGCAGGCGCAUCGUGGCCAUCAUGCUACUAAUGCCAUUGAUGCUGUCAAUGGCAAUGACAUUAACGCGGCUCUCAGUGAUGUUGAUGUGGGGUUGCGUAAUGGAGAUGACGAUGAGGAUCAGAUGGCUGACAUGGCGGCGGAAAACGGUGAUGCAUGGAGCGGCGAGAAUGUGGCGUUGCAGCGUACUGUGGAGAAUAUUUGGGAUAUAACGGUUUCAUUGAAUAUACUCUACAAGGAAAAUUGGACUAAAUUGGCUGCCUUGGAGAUUAAUAAAUUUCAGGAUCAAUUAGUCAAAAGGCUUGUCAUGGAUUUGACGCUAACAACAGCUGGCGGCGGUGCUGGUAUGGCGGGUGUUGUUGCAACAACUACAACAAUGUUACAUGAUGCACAUUCUAGGCAAACGCAACAACAACAACAACAGCAGCAGCAGCAACAGCCUUUCGAUUAUCACAGCAUGGAACCGGCUACAAGUAAACAUUAUGGCAAUGAUGUAGCUGAACAACAAAAGGAGCAACAACAACAGCAACAACGUGAACGUUAUUGGCAAUUACAAGCAGCCCGUCAGCGUCAAUGGCAAUUGCAACAGCAGCAACAACAGUUCGAGUGGAACUUUGCCACAUCGUUUCUAUAUUCACUGACCGUGGUGACGACAGUGGGCUACGGCACCAUCACACCACGCACUACGCUCGGCCGUAUGGUGACCAUUGUGUACGCCACACUCGGCAUACCACUCACACUGGUCUAUCUCUCGAGCAUCGGCAGCAUACUGGCCAAACUGGCGAGCGGCUUUUGUGAGCGUCUGAUUUGUUGCUGUUUUUGCCGGAACACCACAAAUAAAAGACACACCAUCUGCGGUUUUAGUCGACAGCAAGUCGCCGAUAAGAAAUGCAAUGUAAAGCUACAACAACUGCAAAAGCACCAUCAACAACAGCAACAGCAUACAGCGAGCUCCGCGCAACAGACCGCACAGCAGCCCACACAAUCUGCGCACCUACCCUACUGCUACGUGCGUCCACCGGCCGACGAUGCGCUUAGCUAUGGCGAGCACUCACCACUCUCCGCACACUCGCCAGCCACACGUAGCAAUGGCGCACAUACGCUGCGCUGGUCACUGGUGCUGCCAGUCGGCUUUUGCGUGCUGCUGUUGCUCGCAUAUGUCACGUUCGGCUCGUUGGUCAUUGCGGUGCUGGAACACUGGCCUAUAUUCGACGGCGUCUACUUUUGUUUCAUGAGUUUGACUACAAUCGGUUUUUGUGAUCUGCUGCCGGGUGUAAAUGUGCGUCCGGCGACAUCCACCUCGACGCUGGUGGUGUGGUUCUGCGCGGCCUACAUACUGAGCGGUCUGACGCUCACCUCUAUGUGUGUGAAUAUGUUGCAUGACGAGUUUCUGCAGCGCAUGCGUGUUGUGGUGAAAUUCAAGAAAAUGGCGACCGGCAGGAAUACGGCGAAGGAGCGCAGCUUCUACGGCGCGCCGCCUUGACAAUGCGGCGGCGUUUGGGAAUUUAUAUUUGCCGUUGGUGGCGGCGCUACGAUUAGCACGCCGAAGCUGGCGUUGAGACUGUGGCACGAUGAUGUGCUUCUACGAGUGGUGACAUUUUUGCUGCGGCGUGAUCUAAAGUUGCAGCGGAGUAUAUAAACAGCAGUAAUGAAUUUCAGUGGGUAUGCGUGGAUGUAUGCGUGUGUGUCGGUCGCAAGAUGUGUGAUUUGCCGAAAUGUGAUUAUUUAUUAAGUGUUACUCAUACUUAAGUGCAUGUAAAAAGUUAAUUUCUCCCAACUUAUUUUCGCAAUAAAGAUUAAAGUUUUGCGAUUGAUUCGCCAUUCUAUUUGAUGUGACGUACAGACUGAAUGCGCCUGGAGCAGACAAUGAGAAGCGCAAAAAUCAACGCUGUGUGUCAGCACACAUCACUCUGCCCCGCGCGCACAACAACGCUUGUGCACGCCCGCCGCCUGCUCCCCCGCGAAGAGUGACACAAUUAAAUGUUGGAAAUUUAAGCAUCAAACGCUGACGAAACGUGACUAUAACGAAAAUUUAAUUUCGAAGUAAAUUGAGAUGAGUUUAAACUUUGUCAGCCGAGCGUCGUGCUACACCCUUCCACUUUUGCUGCAACUUCCACGUCGCCUGCAAGCACACUUGCACUUGCUAAUAAUAAGAGAUUGGGAGAGUGAAGAAGAGCGUGGGGUUACGUUACUGGUGCGUGUACGUGGAAACGCAGCGUUGCUCAAUUUCGUGAAACGUGACAACCUUGCACUGGGCCAAAAGUGA
This is a messenger RNA of Bactrocera tryoni, 4757 nucleotides long. RefSeq lists its product as uncharacterized. NCBI's taxonomy places the organism in Eukaryota, Metazoa, Arthropoda, Insecta, Diptera, Tephritidae. The record is from RefSeq and is a predicted model, not a curated record. Gene Ontology annotation, cellular component: membrane. Gene Ontology annotation, biological process: stabilization of membrane potential; potassium ion transmembrane transport. Gene Ontology annotation, molecular function: potassium ion leak channel activity. The coding region runs from base 1242 to 3974 and encodes 910 amino acids. The transcript has 7 exons.